AAUAUAAAAUAUGUCGCGACAAACCAUUCAGGACGCUGUGAAUAAAAAAAGUGAAUGUGUAAAGUUAAUACAAAAUGAAAAGGGCAGGAGUGACGAGUGGAAGCUGUUCGAUUGCGUUAAUUAUAAUGGCAAUAAUGUCGAUUUUGUGUGCUGCCGGAGCUGUAAGCAUGUGCUGGUGUAUAAUUCAAAACAAGGCACGGGCACCCUCAGCCGCCAUAAGUGCAUGUCUCAACAAGAUGCGCUUAAGUCACAGCCCAAAUUGGACAUGUUUGCCAAAAAAGUCGUUUCGACGCGAUUUCGGGAUUCGUUUGCUCGAAAGCAGCUAGCCUUAGUUGCAAAAGACUUGCACCCAUUCAAUAUUAUCGAAAGUAGCGGCUUCCGUGAAUAUAGCCAAGCGCUUCUCAACAUAGGAGCAGAAUUUGGAAGUCAGUCUUUCGAUGAUUUGGUUAUAUCCCGCAAAGUGUUAAGCACUACCAUCAUGGAGAAAGAGUACGAAACGUUGAAGACUCAACGUAUCAUAAGUUUGAAAGACCAACAACUGGCAUACACGACCGACAUGUGGAGUGACGACUACACGCAGCGAAAUUUUAUAACGCUGACUGCUCACUAUAUGGAUGAUAGCUUCAAACUGAACGUCACUCUUUUAGGCAUCAGGGAGUUCUUGGACGAGAAGAAAACUGGAGAAAAUAUUCUCAAAAAUGUUCAAGACAUUUUGCAGGAUUUCAACACACUUGAAACUAUCGAUCGAGCUGUGUUCGUUACGGACAAUGGUGCUAAUGUCGUUGCGGCAUUUAAAAGCUUCAAGCGCUUAUCUUGUGUUUGUCACAAUCUGAACCUUGUCAUGGAUGACGUCACUGAGAAAAAUCCUCUUGUGGAAGCGAAGGCUUUAAUAGAUUGCUGCAAAUCAUUAGUCAAAUAUUUUAAACAUUCUCAGCUUAACAGUAAGCUCUAAAAAACGCUGAAACAGCAAGUUAAAACACGCUGGAACUCUACAUUUUUUUUAGCUUUUGAGUAUAUUUGAUGUAAAAGAGGAAAUAAAAACUCUUUUACUUAAAAAAGAUGAGCUACAGCGAAUUAGUAA
Messenger RNA from Bactrocera tryoni, 1081 nucleotides. RefSeq names its product transposable element Hobo transposase (gene BEAF-32). The coding region runs from base 11 to 952 and encodes 313 amino acids. The record is from RefSeq and is a predicted model, not a curated record. The transcript has 3 exons. Gene Ontology annotation, cellular component: nucleus. Gene Ontology annotation, biological process: regulation of transcription by RNA polymerase II. NCBI's taxonomy places the organism in Eukaryota, Metazoa, Arthropoda, Insecta, Diptera, Tephritidae.